Ceutorhynchus assimilis (cabbage seed weevil) is the source of this 3876-nucleotide messenger RNA. NCBI's taxonomy places the organism in Eukaryota, Metazoa, Arthropoda, Insecta, Coleoptera, Curculionidae. The record is from the annotation of a GenBank genome assembly.
CGGAGGCAGUGUCUCACGCACAGCUGAACCGGGAACGGAACGUUUAUUAAUUUUAUUAGUUGCGGUCUUGUAAUAAUGUCUCCUGCAAACUAGAAUGACGGCAACGGUUUAACAAUUAGGUGGUUUGUUCAUUUAAUCCAGCAGGAAUUAUAUUGUGGCGAGUAAAAUGUAAAAGACUGAAUUAUUGUAGUUUUUUUGGUUGUGUCUUAUAAUGGAUGGUUGUAUAAAGAGAUUUUGUAGUUUAGAACUGAACAGAGUUAAGAAGAUAAAAGUUCUUGUGUGGUUCCUUGUGCCGCUAUUACUUUUACCGCAACUCGAUGGAAAACUUCUUGGAGAUCAUAUAUGCCAAACUAAGAUUACGGUACCACAAGAAGUUCUUCAAUGGGAACUGAAAAAUCGGACGACAAGAACUUACAAAUGGUGCAUGAGUGUCCCGCCGAGGUGUUCAGUGUAUGCAACGUCUUUAGUUAACGAAACAAAGAUAGCCGUUGUUGAUGUCACCAAAUCAGUUGAAGCAUGCUGCGAGGGCUUCAAAGAACAGAACAAUUUGUGUGUAAGCCAAUGUCAAAAAUGCUUAAAUGGUUUAUGCUUGAAUGGUUUCUGCGUCUGUCAGAUAGGAUGGAAUGGAUCUCAAUGUGAUACUCCUACUGCCAGUAGCACACCAGACAUUUCUUCAACAUCCAUUGGAACAAUAAGUACGUUAUCAUCAUCCACGCUUUUAACUACAUCAGCGACAACAAAAAAUGUGGAACCCGUUCCAAAAAGAAAUAAAGCACAAACUAUUCCUGCAACAGAACCAGCGAAUACCAAACGUCCAAUCACGAAACCUGAAGAAUUAACCACUCCUUCAACACAAAACCCUUAUGUAACUCUCAUACCAAUAACUACAAUAAAACAACCAAGUGAUGAUGGAAAAUUUACACCUUUAUCAACAACAUCAAAAAUAAUCAAUUUUCUAGAAAAUAAUUCCGCGCGUCCCGCGAUAAGACAUCCAAUUCUAGACGAUGUUCUCAACAUUUAUAAAGCGUUUAUGUCCACAACUACUGAAGAUCCAGUUUUAAGCGAGGAUCAUGAAGGAUCUGGUGCAAGAUCUAAAUCAAGGAUAGAAGAAUAUGAUGCUACAAACACUCCAUAUUUUGAUAUCAAAUCUGAUGUUUUUUCGACAACUGAAUACGAUAUUUUUGACAGUAAAGAAGCAAAUCGAGAUUUAUCUUCAAAUAUUGAUACACAAGAGAGUGAUUUGGAUUAUAGAGAAUUAGAUCUUGCAGGGGCAGGUAACAUUUCUUUGAAAAAUAAUGAAGAAAACACUAUUGACCAAUUGGAUUCUCAACUAUCAACCACCAAAAAAUCGCUCAAAGUUUCACCUUCGGUAGAUGAUCACCCAAUUUUCAAAGAAAACUUUUUGGAAAAUAUCGAUGAUUUCGUUGGAGAAAGAUACGAGAAACGUUCUUCCAUGGAAAAUUUAAGUGAUACUAAACUUACUAUAACUGAGCCGGCUAGUAAACAUUUGAUAUACAGUAUUUGUGCAGCUUCACUGACUACGUUUCUCAUAUUGGUAAUUGUGGUCACAUUGUAUGCAGUGAGGAAUUCUAAGAAAAAAGUGGAAAAUAAUAAAGUCAAGAAGGAUAUGGCCACUGUAGCCGUUUUCACUACGAGUAUUUUUCAUUCGCCAUUACCAGAUCCUCCUGCACCUACAUUCGACAAUCCUACCUACUUAGCUACAAGCGACAAUGGAAAUAAUUGCAUUCUCGAAAAAAAUGACAGCAUAGAAAUACAAGAGUUUAGUGUCGUUUUCCAGAAGCCAGUUAAGCCACCAAGAUUAGAUAAGCAGUACCUCUACGACCAUCCUCCAUCCACAGGCAGCUAUAGAGCGUCGUCGGAAGUUGAUACGUUAUCCCAAUAUAACUCUAGUCAAAAAUUUGCUGCAAUUCUAGAACCAUUGUACGAUGAAAUUCCUUCUAAAGGUCCUAAUAAUCGAAUCGGCAUGGAUUCUAACAGCAACGGAGACAGCUUGUACAUGAACACUUGUGGUCGUACUGAGUUCUAAUAACUAUUGUUUUACAAGACUCUCAUGAUAAGGAAAAUAAAGACUUUAUGUGAAACGUUUUCUUUUCGAAUGUUUCGAAGAUGUGAAUUUUCGUCCUCUCAAGGCUUGAUAAUGGAAUUCGAGAGGAAGUUGAAUAACACGAUCUGAACACAGAAAAAUUUAGAAUGAGUGAAUUACUUUACAAAAUCAAAAUUCGCGACAAUUAGUUAUCGAUUUUACUUAACUUUAUACAAUUCUCUUAAACUUACUGGCUGUUGACUAAUAAACUAUGAACUUCGUAAACAAAUACUAGUUCAAUCGAGAAAUAUAUUCCAUUACAUACGAAAAUGCUUGCUACAAGAUGAAAUUCCUGCAUAUUCGUGCUCGGGCUGUGCCUCCUAAAUUUAGAUCGUCCCUAUGUGACCAAACAUCAUUCUCAUUCUGCAUCUCCCUAAGCCUGUGUCUUCAGAGUCCUUGAAGCUAUGCCUGUAAUAUAAACGUCCUCUGGAUCUCUGUUUCGUCAUUAUCUUUGUUCAUUCCCACGUCUGCACGAUUCUUCUUCCCAUGGACUAACGUCACAGAAACUUGUUGACUGCCAUGCGCGGAUUGUUGGAGUACUCAGAUAAUAGUUUUCCUCAUCGAUAAAAUCUGUAGAGCGUCUGUUUGAAGAAUAAUAUUGGAUCACCAGUCGUAGCACAAACAAAUCUUCCUGUUUCUGCCUUCUAGUGUUUCUCUCUCCGCUUGCCAGAUUUUUCUUUUCUCCGAUUUUCUUUUGGUUCGAAGAUGAUUUAAGGUCGCUACCUUCUAAUUGAUUACUUCUAAGCCGUUCUUGAUCCGUUUCAAGUCGAAGAGGCUUCUAACAUGGACUCUUUCAUGCUGAUCGAUUCUGAUGCAGUUAUAUGCGUUUUUAUACAGUUUACCUAGUUUACCAGAAAUUUUUCUAAAUUUCAAAAUCGUUCUGUUGAAACUUCGAAAAAAUGAGAAUCGCCAGAAGCUGCAGAAUGAGAGCGAAAUCUAAGCCGUACUCUACAGUCACACUUCUUCCGCAGUGGUAACAUUCGAUGCCCACUUAUUUUUUCCAAAAGUUCUUCCAUCGAGACUCUAGUAGUUAGUAAUUUCUCCUAUUGGUUCUUCCUCUUCUCAUGAAUAUUGACACUUUGACACAGCUCUGUUCCUUGAGUCGGAUGUUUAAUCAGCCGCUGCAAUUUCUGGGGCUUUGAUCAAAAGUUUCGCUGCUGCAUUGAUGUUUUGGCUAUGAUUAAGAUUAUAUGUGUAGCUGUAUCUCUAAUUAUUCCCUUGAUGAUAUUUUCGACCGCUAAUUGUUCUCGUAUUUCUCUUGUUGCUUCCGGGCAAACCAAUCAAACUUCCUAAUUAACUGUUCCAACUUCCUGAAAAACACUCCCAACUUGUUCACGUACUUCUCCCAUUGACAUUCUCGAAUUUAUUAUGUAGCCCUUCCAGGAUUUUCUUGUGUCUGGUUUAUUCCUCCAGAUACGGCUUUCCUUCUUUCCGCGCCACCUGAUUAACUUGCUCGAUUUUGGCUAUUUACUAUCUCGUGUAUUUACCAUAUUGAAUAUAUCUACUAUUCAGUAUGUUGGAUUUUAGUGUGUGUGAAAUCUAUUCCGUAAGUAUAUUUGAGAAAUACGAAAUUUCACAUCGUUUUUCCCGUUUCAAACUUAUUAAGACGCUAGUUUUCUAAGAAAUCCAUUAAUAUUUGGUUUAUUUUUAUACCUACGAGUACGAGGUGUUUGAGAAAUUGUAAUUUGCGAGAGGGUUGUAAUUAAUUUAAGGAAAGUUUUUUUUUAAAGAUAAGUACCUAAGUAAUAAAAGUAAAAAAGUUUAUAUUAUAA